Mercenaria mercenaria is the source of this 593-nucleotide messenger RNA. RefSeq lists its product as uncharacterized. The record is from RefSeq and is a predicted model, not a curated record. Gene Ontology annotation, molecular function: calcium ion binding. The transcript is spliced from 6 exons. NCBI's taxonomy places the organism in Eukaryota, Metazoa, Mollusca, Bivalvia, Venerida, Veneridae. Bases 81 to 530 code for a protein of 149 amino acids.
AGAUGUGUGAUGACAAAAGAAACACUCUGGCAGAAGCAGUUCAAACCUUCAGCUGGUUAACUUAGCAUCAGCUUGAAAAGAUGUCAUAUCACAUGGCGGCGCGUAUUCUCAUUUGCGGCAUUUUGAGUAUGCAAACUAUUCUGACGUUGAGUCAAGACCCUUCGUAUUCUCUGGAUGAAUUUAACAAACAUCUGAAUAGGGAUUUUCAUGACAUGGAUCAAGAUAAAAAUGGCACUGUUGAGCUUGUUGAAAUGGAAAAUCGCAUACAGAGACAGGAUUACAACAAGGAUGGAUGUGUGUCUUUCAACGAGUUCAUGAAGCUGCGUGUCGACGACUCGUUAAAAUUUGUAUGGGUAGUAUUCAAUCACUUUGAUCACAACAACGAUGGCUGCCUAGAAAUCCAGGAUCAGAUUGAUGAAUUUCAUGAAAUUGAUGUCAACCCGAAAGAUGGUGCGGUAACUAUCCCAGAGCUUGAUGCAUACUAUGACAAGCUUUUUCAAAAGAUACUACCAUCUCUUCUGCAUCCAUAAAUUACUCUAGUUAUUCAAAUGUAUGUAUGAUUAUCUAAAAUUCAAUAAAUCUCUAUGUUCUUU